GUUUUAUCUGGCUCUGAGGCCAACAAAUUAAACCAAAUAAAACAUUACCCCGAAAAUGCAGCCAGAGAGAGAACCAGAGUCCGCACCCUUCGGCAGGCGUUUCUGUCCCUCCAGGCCGCCCUUCCAUCUGUCCCACCUGACACCAAACUGUCCAAACUGGAUGUGUUGAUCUUGGCCACCAGUUAUAUUGCCCACCUCACACAUACUUUGGACAAGGAUGGAAAUCUACCUGGCAGUUCAACCACUUACCCCCAGUUCCGCAGGGGCCCUGGAUUUCUACACCCUAUGAAG
This is a messenger RNA of Pelobates cultripes (western spadefoot toad), 291 nucleotides long. The record is from the annotation of a GenBank genome assembly. Lineage: Eukaryota; Metazoa; Chordata; Amphibia; Anura; Pelobatidae.